Molecule: messenger RNA, 2673 nt
Organism: Porites evermanni
Lineage: Eukaryota; Metazoa; Cnidaria; Anthozoa; Scleractinia; Poritidae
Source: the annotation of a GenBank genome assembly
AUGUUCUACAAACAUAAUUCUUUUUCAGGGAGAGUUUCCCAAGCUGACGCUGCUGCUGCUUAUCAACCCCAGGUAUAUCCUAUUUCAAAAUACUUUUUGCUAUAUUUUUGGUAAUAAACCAAGUAGUUAUAUUUUUAUAAUUCCCUUGCUUCUCUUUGUCAUCAGCAACAUAAGCUUAUAUUUUUACCUAUAAAGUUAAGGUUAAACUAGCUUUAAUAACCUUAUGUAUACUUCGAUGGUAUCAUGGACUUAAGCUUUUAUGCCUUUAAUAUCUUACCAAAUGCUUAGCAUGUAAUCUUAUUGAUUCUGUCAAUUGCUACUGACAAUUUUACAGGUCUGAUCUGUUUGAUCGCAGAGAUUGCGAACGGAUAAAUGUAACCUCCCCCUCCCCAGUUUUCAUCCCUACCCACCCUCCAACAUACAUACAAACACGAUGAACAUGUUAUUUCACUCCAUUAUAUGUACUCAGAUGAACCCAAAGACCCAACUUGCAGCAGCUGUAAAAGUUAAUUCCCAGCUAGAAUAGCCAGUCUUUACCCACAGAAAAAAUUAGUUCCUGCAUGUAAAACAAAAAGAACUCUCAUUAGCAAAACUAAAGCGACAAAAGUUCAGUGCCACACAGAAGCUCUGUAGUUCUUUUAAAUGCAGAAACUGGGCACCUCAACACAAAGUAUGCCCACACUUUGUUAUCAGAGCAAAUAUCAUGUUAAUGUUUGUGUUAUUUUUAUUAAUGCCAGGGACUGGGCACUUACAAAGAAGUAUCAGUAAAGGGACCAGUUAUUGAACCCCCAAAUUUUAACAUGUCUUCUGCGUCUUCUGGAGCAAACGAAGUUACAAAGUGGCAAGAGAUUUAUAAGGUCAGGAUUUACACAUUUCUUCUGCAGUUUAGGCUGCAUUCCUUUUGACCAAUCUAAAUCCACAUUUUGAAAUCUGAAAUUUGAUUUUUCAUUCCAUAAAGGAUCAAACCAAUCUUAGACUGCAAUCUGAACAAUCCACCUCCUUACUAGGAUCAUUCAGAUUGGUAUCUCAAUCUGGUUUCAGAUUUUUGUUCCAUUUAACAGACUGCUUUUUGAUCGCAAGAACUUGCUCAUUCAUCAAUAGACAUAGUGGGUCAUGGUCAGUUCAGGAAAACUUUGUUCCUCCAUCGUUCUAUGUCGCAAAAGAAUUGUAGUUAGCAAACUCAAGUUGCACCGUUACUCUACAAACUGUAAAGAAGCAAUUUUCUCACAAUUAAAUGUCCAGUGUGUGUGUUUUAUCAACAUAAUUUGAAGUUUCAUAACCAUACUUCUAAAUGUGUUUGGUUCAAAUUCCAAAGUCCCAUUCUGAAUCCCUUUCAGUUCUUCACAAGAAUAUGUUUAAUUCACGGAAAGAAAUAAAAAAAGAAGCGUUGAAAUUGUGAAAGAGAUCAAUGCAGCAGGCAGCUACUUUAUGGAUCAGUCUUAUUCAGGAUGUUUAUUCCAGCUACCAUGAAAAUCCAAACAAUCUGGAUUCUCUAAAUCCAAGAAAAGUUUUGCUUAUAAAAGGAAUACAACCUUAAAGGCAGAUUGACUCCUUCCCCAGAAAUGUUGCAGUCAUUUUUUGAAAAUCGGGGGUCAUUUUGUACUAGUGUAAAUUGACAGUUACCACAAAGAGAAUCACUGACCAGCAAAGUUUAUACAGCUUUCCUUACAGACAACUCUAUAUUACGGACAUUUCGUUUGGUCCCAGAAAUGCCAAAAAUCAUACAUUCCCUACCUCUAUAAUACGGACACCUCUGUAAAGUGGACACUUGGUUCUGUCCUUUUGGUGUCUGUAUUAAAGACUCAGGUUUGACUGUAUUCAAAUACAGUUGCACUCCUAUAAUUCAGCCACCCUCAGGGGAAUGGCAAGUGGCCACCUCGUAGGGGUUGCUCGCUUAUUAAAGGUUUGUCAGGAAUUAGUUUGAAACUUACUUGAAACAUCAAUUUAUUGAAAUGCAAGCAUGCUUGAAGACUUUUAACAUCGGUUGCACACAAUAAAACAUUUUAAAAUCGCACAAAACCAAUUUUGAGAGAAUCCGGUGACAAGGUCUUGACAUGCUCAGGUACAUUUUGAGUAUUUUAUUGCUUAAUAAACAUUCAGGUGUCACUUUCUAUUUCCGAUUCUUAUUGCCCCACCAAAAACUAAGCCAAAACACACAUGUGGAAUUUUGGGUGGCUGCUUAAUAGUGGUAAAAAACUAUAGAAAACCUUCAUUGGGACAACCAAAAGGUGGCUUCGGUCACUUAAUAGGGGUACCAAUGUAUGAGCAGAAUUGAAACCACUGUGUAAGAGAAAAUCAGAUACUUAAUUCACAAGUUUUCUCAUGUCCAGAAGUGCAUGCUAUGGCAAAUCUGGCAAAAAAUUGCCAGAGGGUUGGCAAGAAUCUGAAGGAUUUUUCAAGAGCUGCUCCUUAUAAAGUGGUGAAGUUGAUGAAAUGGCUAAAUGUCAAUUAACACCAAAUCUGCCACUUCUAUUAAAGCAUACAUUUCUGGACUAAUCUCUUUGAGUUGUUUUCUUUUCAUAGAAAACCAAGGCCCCUGUUUAUCUGUUGAGAGGUGGAAGAGAUCAAGUGAUGUUUCGAGGCCUUUUAGUUGCUAUUGGUGGUGGAAUGUGUUACACCUUCUACAACAUGUAUUUGAUGUUCACAAACCAACUGAAAAAGAAGGAGCGAUAA